Messenger RNA from Alternaria atra, 1164 nucleotides. RefSeq lists its product as uncharacterized. The record is from RefSeq and is a predicted model, not a curated record. Bases 1 to 1164 code for a protein of 387 amino acids. Lineage: Eukaryota; Fungi; Ascomycota; Dothideomycetes; Pleosporales; Pleosporaceae. The transcript has a single exon.
AUGAAGACUCCAGUCGAGCGACAGCAGACGCCUCCAUGCUUGUAUCUCAUGACUCCACCUUCCACAGGUGGCAUGGUCAAACACGUUCGCUUCAACAGCAAGGCAGGACGCGCGGACAAUCCCAACGAAGGAGAAUCGCCUGGAGCCUUCUUCGAGGAGCUCGAGACCUUUGACGCCAAGGCUCCCGAUGAUAGUGAUGAGGGCGAGAGUACUUCUUCCGCGAGCGACACCACCCCCCCAUCUCCAUUCUCAGCAGGUUCCCUCAUAGCCAAACCUACAGCCCUCGAGAAGCACGACCCUUUUGCCUCUCUUGCCCUCACCAUCGACACUCCCACCGCCACCACCAUUGAACCUUUUCGGUUCAUGGACCUUCCUAUAUUCAUUCGCAACAACAUCUACACACAGCUCCUCAUCGUCCCCGGCCUCAUCUGUGUCCGCCAAAAGCAUACCCCCUUCCACGACGAGAAGAAGGCUUUCCUCUACGCUGAGCGUCGCGAGUUCCUCCCUGGUAUCGCCUAUGCGCUCGUCCACUUCCACGUCGACGGCCACAAGACCCGCUUCUCCCUCGUUGGUCGUACGAACAUCAACAUUCUUCGCGCUAACAAGGAUAUCUUCGCCGAGGCCAAAGCUGUCUUGUACAGCAAGAAUGCAUUCGAAAUCGUCAGGCCAACAAACGAACUCUCUCCCCCGCCUGACUAUAGUGUGAGACUGUUCCCUACUGGAUGUCAGCGUCUUGUCACAAAGCUUAACAUCAAGAUUCGUUCGUUCUACGAUCUACACUGGCUACUAAGUGGUGGAUACAAUGUUAUCAAGAACUACUACCGUAGCCUUGUCUCCCUUACUCUAAUCCUAGAGAUGGAUUCGACCCACAAGGGUUUCGGCAAGGCUUGGGCUAGAAACGGAGCCGAGGAGGAGUGGGAGAGCUACGUUCAGCGCCUUCGGGGUGAGAUGGCGAAAGAGUUGUUCAAGCAGAUGAAGUUCAACGACAAGCACACGAAUGUUGUUCCGACUUGGAUGAAUCUCCGUGUUCUAUUUUCAGGCGAGGGAUAUGACGAUAGCAUGGGCGCCGUCACUGAUGGCGGAGCUAUACAGCAGGCGAAGCAACACGAGACGAGGCAAGGUUUGACUGAGGCAUGGGAGUCGUUUAGGAAAGGUGGAACAUAG